GUCUCCCCUCCCCAGCAGCCAGCAGCAGUUGGUGGUAGGUGCGCCUCCACGAGCGCCUCCUACCCCCAUCGCCUCCUCCCCGCCCCCGGCCCAAGGAAGGAAGGAAGAGGGAUGGCGCUGGAGGCGGCGAGGGAGUGGGCGGCGUCCGUGCUGCCGCCGGAGCUGGCCGCGGCGGCGGGGGGCGACCCGCUGGCCGCGCUCGCGGCCACCGCGGCCGCGCUCCUGGCCGGGCUGCUCGUGCUCGCCUUCUGGCUCCGAUCCGGCGGGAGCGCGCCGCCCAAGCCGCCCCCCGCGUCCUUCCGCCCGCCGCCCGUCAAGGUCGACGCCGACGACGCCGACGACGGCCGCAAGCGCGUCACCAUCUUCUUCGGCACCCAGACCGGCACCGCCGAGGGCUUCGCCAAGGCUAUGGCGGAGGAGGCCAAGGCGCGGUACGAGAAGGUCCUCUUCAAAGUGGUGGAUCUGGUAAUUGCCGUCGAUCUGAUUGUUUAUGCGUGUUCAGCUGCGUGUGAGCUGUUUCUGCUGGGAAUUCUGAGAGGUGCUUUGGACCAUGUGCAGGAUGACUAUGCUGCCGAGGACGAUGAGUACGAGGAGAAGCUCAAGAAGGAAACUUUUGCGCUCUUCUUCUUAGCAACAUAUGGCGACGGGGAACCCACUGAUAAUGCAGCAAGAUUCUACAAAUGGUUCACUGAGGGUAAGGAGAAGGAGGUUUGGCUUAAGGAUUUCAAUUAUGCUGUAUUUGGCCUUGGCAACAGGCAAUACGAGCAUUUUAAUAAGGUUGCAAAGGAGGUGGAUGAGUUACUGCUGGAGCAGGGUGGCAAUCGUCUUGUUCCAUGUGGCCUUGGUGAUGAUGAUCAGUGCAUUGAGGAUGACUUCACCGCAUGGAAAGAACUAGUAUGGCCAGAAUUGGACCAACUGCUCCGUGAUGAAGAUGAUACUACUGGUGCAACCACUCCUUACACUGCUGCAAUACCUGAAUAUAGAGUUGUAUUUAUUGAUAAAUCAGAUUUAGAGUUCGAAGAUAAAUCCUGGACACUUGCCAACGGCAACGGUGUUAUUGAUGCCCAACACCCUUGCAGGGCCAAUGUUGCUGUUCGGAAGGAACUCCAUAAACCAGCCUCGGAUCGCUCUUGCAUUCAUCUGGAAUUUGAUAUUUCAGGCACUGGUCUUGUGUAUGAAACUGGGGAUCAUGUUGGGGUUUAUUCAGAAAAUUCUAUCGAGACAGUGGAGCAGGCUGAAACGCUACUUGAUCUUUCCCCAGAUACAGUUUUCUCCAUACAUGCAGACGCCGAAGAUGGAUCUCCUCGUAAAGGCGGGGGUUCCUUGGCUCCACCAUUCCCAUCUCCUUGUACCUUACGGACUGCACUUCUACGAUAUGCUGAUCUACUCAAUGCUCCAAAGAAGGCUGCUUUGACUGCUUUAGCUGCUCAUGCUUCUGACCCGACUGAAGCUGAGCGACUGAGGUUCUUGGCUUCUCCUGCUGGAAAGGAUGAGUAUGCUCAAUGGAUAGUAGCUAGCCAGAGGAGCCUUCUUGAAGUUAUGGCUGCAUUCCCUUCAGCUAAGCCCCCCUUGGGGGUAUUCUUUGCGGCGAUAGCUCCUCGUCUACAGCCACGAUUCUACUCCAUAUCAUCAUCUCCAAAGUUGGCUCCCUCCAGAAUUCAUGUGACAUGUGCAUUAGUUUAUGGUCCUACACCAACAGAAAGGAUCCACCAAGGAGUUUGUUCGACAUGGAUGAAGAACACACUUCCAUUGGAAUAUAGCGAAGAGUGCAGUUGGGCACCAAUUUUUGUGAGGCAGUCAAAUUUUAGGUUGCCUGCAGAUCCAUCCACUCCAAUCAUCAUGAUUGGUCCUGGGACAGGGCUAGCACCUUUUAGGGGCUUCUUGCAGGAAAGAUUAGCUCUAAAAGAAUCUGGAGCUGAAUUGGGCUCGUCAGUCCUCUUCUUUGGAUGCAGGAACCGUGAAAUGGACUACAUAUAUGAGGAAGAGUUGCAAAAUUUCCUUCAGGAGGGGGCACUCUCUGAGCUAAUUGUCGCCUACUCUCGUGAAGGACCAACCAAAGAAUAUGUGCAGCAUAAGAUGGUGGACAAGGCCACCGAGAUUUGGAACGUCAUUUCUCAAGGUGGUUACAUAUAUGUUUGUGGUGAUGCCAAGGGCAUGGCGAAAGACGUACACAGGGUUCUCCACACAAUAGUUCAAAAACAGGGAUCUUUGGAUAACUCCAAAACUGAGCUGUAUGUAAAGAACCUACAGAUGGAAGGCAGGUACCUCCGUGAUGUGUGGUAACAACACCCUAAGACAUCGGUAGCCCUAGCGUGUAGAAGGAAAGAAGUAAAAAAGAUGGCGCCUGUAUGGUAUGGUGGAUGCCAAUCCGAUUGUGAGUUUUCUGCAUCCAUCCCAUUGCCCCCGAAAUUGGAGUUCAUCGGUGUAAUUCUUUGACAUCUAACAUGGUUCUAAUAUUUAUUGUAUGGAUGGUUGAAAGAAUAAGUGCUGUUGUAGAUUAAUAGAACUUAAAAUGCCCCUGAGAAAAUUGUAGCGGGGGGAUGUGAAUCAUACAGUUUGAGAUGAGAUGGGACAUAUCAUGUAUACAUUAAAGACCGCCAAGAACAAAUUUUGCAUCUGGUUA
Triticum aestivum (bread wheat) is the source of this 2623-nucleotide messenger RNA. RefSeq names its product NADPH--cytochrome P450 reductase 3. Gene Ontology annotation, molecular function: FMN binding; NADPH-hemoprotein reductase activity; flavin adenine dinucleotide binding. Lineage: Eukaryota; Viridiplantae; Streptophyta; Magnoliopsida; Poales; Poaceae. The record is from RefSeq and is a predicted model, not a curated record. The coding region runs from base 112 to 2283 and encodes 723 amino acids. Gene Ontology annotation, cellular component: cytosol. The transcript is spliced from 17 exons.